GGGACUUUUUGAUAUUUUUUUUUUUUUCAUCAAACAGGGAGAGUAAGCGUCACCGACUAUUCUGUGUGUCAGCUUGUUUUGCCAUAUGCCAACUAGAGUCAUUGAACCUGCCGAAUAUUAUGAUCAGGUUGGUUGAAUGGAGCUUGUCCCAUUCACAUGGUUUACGCUGACUACGGUUUGUCUCAUUGCGCCGUUAGGACCAUGGUGGUACCAUCCCCAUUUUCCGACCGAGCAUGGAUCAGUUCAAAGACUUUCGGGCAUUUGUAGAAGCCAUUGACGAUUACGGAAAAGAAGCAGGCAUCGUCAAAGUCAUUCCUCCGAAAGAAUGGAAACAAAGUUUGCCGGACGUUCAACCUUUACUGUCACACAUUCGUGUUCGGAAUCCCAUUAUUCAGCAUAUUAUUGGGACCCAAGGGAUCUAUACACAGACCAAUGUCGAGAAACGUCGGCCUUUUACACUGGAACAAUGGUGCACUUUGUGCAACGGAGAUGAACACGGUGCUCCUGAUCUGGGAAUUGAUCGAACUCUAAAAAAACCAGUCAGUGGGCAUCGGAAGCAGAAAUCAUCGACACAAUGGAGACAAGAAAUUCAGGAGAUUCGGAAACGGAAGCGACAACAGGCUGCCGAUGAACUGGCGUUGGCCCGAUCGGACACACCCACCCCUUUCCCUGGCACUCCCCGAUGUACCAACCCUAACCGCUACACACCCGACUAUUGCAAAGAUCUCGAAAGAGCGUACUGGAGAAAUCUGACAUUCAAUCAACCCAUGUACGGCGCUGAUAUGACAGGCAGUUUAUUCGAUAGUUCGGUGCGAUCAUGGAAUGUGGCUCACCUUGAUAAUAUACUAAACAAUCUCGACGUUGCCCUGCCAGGCGUGAAUACUCCGUAUCUUUACUUUGGCAUGUGGAAAGCGACUUUUGCCUGGCAUGUCGAGGAUAUGGAUCUUUAUUCAAUCAAUUAUUUGCAUUUUGGCGCACCAAAGCAAUGGUACGUUAUUCCGCCGGCGCAACGAAAAAAGUUUGAAGGCGUAAUGCAAAACAUAUUUUUCCAGCAACAUAAAGCAUGCCAUCAAUUUCUACGGCAUAAAACCUUUAUUGUGUCACCGAAAAUUCUGGCCAACCAUGGUGUCCAGGUUCAACGGUGUGUACAGCAUGAAGGCGAAUUCAUGUUGACAUUUCCCUUUGGUUAUCAUUCGGGAUAUAAUCUCGGGUUCAAUUGCGCCGAAAGUGUUAAUUUUGCCCUCGACUCAUGGUUGGAAAUAGGCAAGCAAGCCGAAUCCUGCCAGUGUGUGAGUGACAGUGUCAUGAUCGACGUCUCCUCACUUGAACAAUCCCUGACUCUUUCCUUUGGUGUGUGAGGAUACGGCGACAAUGAGAUGAACUUGCCAUUACUGAACUUUGAAUGAUGAAUCAGGUUGUGAAGCAUCACUUUCGAGGAAGUGCGCCUUUUAUAAAUAUUCAAAAAAUCACGUCACUGAUUGAAUACCUCAAGGUGUUGGAAAGGCAAAUAAAUCAAAAUCGAUGCUGGGAGGGGUGCUUGGACGUCAUUGUUUUCAGACAAACAUAAAAUAUGAAUGUGGGGUAACAAGGGCUCGGAAACGAUUUGGUAAGUGUG
Molecule: messenger RNA, 1615 nt
Organism: Radiomyces spectabilis
Lineage: Eukaryota; Fungi; Mucoromycota; Mucoromycetes; Mucorales; Radiomycetaceae
Product: JmjC domain, hydroxylase-domain-containing protein
Exons: 7
Coding region: 234-1358 (374 amino acids)
Biological process (GO): chromatin remodeling
Cellular component (GO): nucleus
Molecular function (GO): histone H3K36 demethylase activity; histone H3K9 demethylase activity
Source: RefSeq, a predicted model, not a curated record